Molecule: messenger RNA, 1497 nt
Organism: Adineta steineri
Lineage: Eukaryota; Metazoa; Rotifera; Eurotatoria; Adinetida; Adinetidae
Source: the annotation of a GenBank genome assembly
AUGGCCAACUUUGAUAUAGUUAAAGCAAUGUUUGCUCAAGUCGAUGCAAAUAAAGAUGGAAGUAUUGAUCGAAGUGAAUUUCGAAAUUGGGUUGGUGCUGGUAACAGUGGUAAUGCAGCAGGAGGAGGUUUAACUUCUUCAACAUAUGAAUCAGGUGCUUUUCAAUCAUCAUCAACUGGUGGACUUGAUGCAUCAAAUGUUCUUGCUGCUAGUGGCAGUGCUGGGUUCGUUGGCCAAUCAGCAACUAGUGGAUACGAAGCAUCAUUUAGCUCACAAAGUGGUGUUGAAUCUGCUGACGGUCUUGCUGCUCGUGGAUCGAAUAAUUCAUAUAACGCAAUAGGAGCAUUGUCAACAUCAUAUGACGCAGGUGUUACGGCUAACGCAUCUCUAGAAUCAAGUGUUUCAGCACAACAACUUAACCAAAAUAUUUCAACUUCUGGCCUUUUUGUUGAUCCUAAUCCACAAAUUAUUCGAAGAGCAGCAACUGGAGGUGCUGUAACUUAUCAACAAAAAAUUCUUGUUCGAUUUCUUCAACCUCCACCUUGUCCACCACCAGGCCCACUUAUUAUUAAAGAAAUUCGUCCACCACAACCACCUCCACCACCACCUCUUGUUGUACGACAACGUGCACCACCUAUUCCUCAACCACCUCCACUUAUCUUACGUGAACGUCCACCACAAAUACCCACAUCUGUUGCUAGUCAAACAGUUAUUCGUCGUUUGGCUGCUCUACCUGUUCCACCACGAUCAGUUAUUAUCGAACGUCUUCCUCCACUACCACCUAAACCACGUGAUAUUAUCAUUGAACGUUGGGUUCCAUAUGGAGCUCAAGCUAAACGUCGUACAAUUGUUCAACGUGCUACUGCUGCUAAAGAAUAUGCAAAACCACGUAAUAUUAUCAUUCAAUAUGAAGCACCACAAGUUCGUGUUGUUCGACAAUUUCAACGACUUGGUGUUUCACAAGAAAAUCCACAAGCUUAUGUAUCUCGUUAUGGCACAACACUUCUAGAUGCUGCUGCACUUCUUCAACAAGCUCGUGCUGCUGGUGUUGUCGAAGACAUUUCACCUCCUGCAGGUAGUGUACUAGCUACUCAAUCUAAUGCAUCAGCUUCUACUAGUGAAGCUGCUUUUAAUUAUUCAAGUUCAUCAUCUGCUCAACAGAUCUCAUCAUCAGGAGAGGCCACAGGCCUCGAAGGACUCCAAGUUACUGGUGGUGGUGGUGGUGGAACUGGUACAUAUGGUUUAGAUAUUGCUAGUAGUAGUAUUAGCGGUGGUGGUGGUGGUGCUGCUGGCGGUGGUGCCAGCGGUGGUGCAACGAUUGGUGGAGGCUACUCAGCUGAAUCCUAUUCAUCAGCAGCAAGUUAUAGUGCUGAAGGAGCCACAGCUAGUAGCGGCGAAUACGAUGCAACAGCAGCUAGUUUUGCUGCUGCAGAUACCAAUCAUGAUGGAUCAUUAGAUCAAAAUGAAUUUCGACGAUUCGUUCAAGGCGGUCUCUAA